This is a messenger RNA of Laccaria bicolor S238N-H82, 1914 nucleotides long. RefSeq lists its product as uncharacterized. Gene Ontology annotation, molecular function: inositol-3-phosphate synthase activity. The record is from RefSeq and is a predicted model, not a curated record. Gene Ontology annotation, cellular component: cytoplasm. The transcript has 4 exons. Gene Ontology annotation, biological process: phospholipid biosynthetic process; inositol biosynthetic process. Lineage: Eukaryota; Fungi; Basidiomycota; Agaricomycetes; Agaricales; Hydnangiaceae. The coding region runs from base 235 to 1914 and encodes 559 amino acids.
CUCUCUGAACCUUCCUCGUCGUUACCCUCUCUUCGCCCCUUGACCCACCUCGUCUCUCGUCUCUGUUUCUCAGGUUUUGCACAAACCAACACUCAGGAGUCACCUGCAUGUACUCGAACCAGCUCUGCAGCUCCCACAACUCUCAUAGAGGCAUUAAACACACGACCUCCGGGUUCCUUAUCAGUUUCUAAUUUCCCCCUUCACGUCGCCGGAACUUUAUCUACAUAGCUCACUAUGGCACCCAACCUCUCAACAAACACCUCGGGUUACAACACCCCUGAGUCUGAGCUCGAGUCCGUCUUGCCAGUUCACCCAACUGCGGCCCGUCGCCCUCAGGCCAUUACCGUUCGGUCGGAGAACACCCUCUACACCGCCGAGCACAUCACCGCCAAGUUUUUCAAUCGAGGUGCUGAGGUCGAUGUUACGAAUGGUCAGUUCAACAUCACCCCGACCGUCGAGGAAUAUGAAUUCCAAACGAAGCGGACUCCGGGAAAGACUGGAUUGAUGAUGAUCGGUAUUGGUGGCAAUAACGGCACCACCCUCUGCGCGACCAUCCUCGCCAACCGCCACAAUAUUAUCUGGCACACCAAAGCCGGCGUUCAGCAGCCCAACUACAUUGGUUCGCUGCUCCGUGCUUCUACGGUUCGCAUUGGCACUGAGCCCGGUUCGGGCAAGGAGGUCCAUGUCCCCGUCUCUGACGUUCUUCCCAUGGUUCAUCCCAAUGACCUCGUUCUUGGAGGUUGGGAUAUCUCUGGAGUUCCCAUGGACAAGGCCAUGGAGCGUGCGCAGGUUCUUGACUAUGACCUACAGCGCCAAGUCGCACCCCAUAUGGCACUGCUCGGCAAACCCCUCCCUUCCAUCUACUACCCCGACUUCAUUGCCGCGAACCAGGAGGCUCGCGCUGACAACGUGAUUCCGGGUACUGACAAGGCCGCACACCUUGAGCAUAUUCGUGCGGAUAUCAGGAAGUUCAAGAAGGACAAUGAGCUUGAUCGAGUUGUCGUCUUCUGGACCGCCAACACGGAGCGUUACAGCGACAUCAUCCCCGGUGUCAACGACACUGCAGACAACCUCCUUGCUUCCAUCAAGUCCUCCCACUCCGAGGUCUCCCCCUCCACUGUCUUCGCCAUUGCGGCCAUCUUGGAAGGUGAGCCCUUCGUCAACGGUGCUCCCCAGAACACCUUUGUUCCAGGAGCUAUCGAGCUUGCUGAGCGUCAUCACUCCUUCAUUGGUGGUGAUGAUCUUAAGUCCGGUCAGACCAAGCUCAAGUCCGUCCUUGCUGAGUUCCUCGUCAACGCUGGCAUCAAGCCUCUUUCUAUUGCGUCCUACAACCAUCUCGGCAACAAUGAUGGCCACAACUUGUCCGCUGAAAGGCAAUUCAGGAGCAAGGAGAUCAGCAAGAGCAGCGUCGUCGACGACAUGGUUGAUGCCAACCGCCUUCUGUACAAGGCCCCUGAGGUCGGACCCAAAGGCGUCCCUAUUGGCAAGGGCGAGCAUCCCGACCACAUUGUCGUGAUCAAAUAUGUUCCUGCUGUCGGUGAUUCCAAGCGCGCCAUUGACGAGUACUACUCUGAGAUUUUCUGUGGUGGUCGCUCGACUAUCAACAUCUUCAAUGAGUGCGAGGACUCCCUCCUCGCCACACCACUCAUCCUGGAUUUGACCAUCCUCACUGAACUCCUCACCCGAGUUCAGUACCGCAAAGUCACCCGCAACACCGCCGAGCAGAAGGACUUUGCGCCUCUCUACUCUGUCUUGUCCCUCCUCUCUUAUAUGUUGAAGGCUCCUCUCGUCAAGCCUGGCACUGAGGUCGUCAACAGUCUCAACAGGCAGCGCAAUGCGCUCGAGGGAUUCUUGAAGGCUUGCAUUGGCUUGGAGGGGAGCAGUGAUUUGCUCCUUGAGACUAGGAUCUGGUAA